Molecule: messenger RNA, 399 nt
Organism: Clonostachys rhizophaga
Lineage: Eukaryota; Fungi; Ascomycota; Sordariomycetes; Hypocreales; Bionectriaceae
Source: the annotation of a GenBank genome assembly
AUGGGCUUCCCUGCGCAACUCGUCACUUUUGCAGGGCUUGUUCUUCUAGCGCAUGCUGGAUAUUCAGCUCAGGAGCAUGCAGCGCUCUCGUCAACACUAGUCAACCUCCAACUCUCUUCGAAAACAUUACCUCUUGAUAUAUCUAUCGAAACGAUAGUUGCCACCUUAAUAGUGUCCCUCGGUCUGAUCUGGGGCUCCCCCCAACUUCGACCAAUCCAGUGGCACGUCUGGGCUGGGAAGAUCGAGCGCGAAGGAAUCGCUGGAUCAGCGGGCCAAGGGAAAGAAGCCGAGAAGAAAUUCCAGGGCAAUCCAUUCAACGCUUUGGAAUUUCGAUCCGGAUUUGUCGAUAUUCGUAAGCAAAGGAGAGAAUUUGCCGACUGGGCCAAGAGCGGGAAAUGA